GAUUGGCCGGGGCGCCUGAAAAAUGCGAACCUAACAACGCAGCAUUGAUCGUCUGCGCUUGGGUUACCAAUGAGCUGGAUACCGCGCAAUUCAUCUAAAGCGCCGUUAGGAAGCCCAAGGCCACCAGUAUGACCGCUCUGUCGUGCCCCUCUCCACCCGAAAAGACAAAACACAAUGUCAGCCUCGAGCAGCUCGACAGACACUAACGGGAGCGCCCAUGAUGAUUCUACUGCUGAAGGGGCUAGCAGCUCCGGUCCGUCGCUCGAAAUCGACAGUGAAGAUACAGAAGGGCAGAGCGACGAGCGCGACUCCAACUUUGGUGAUUCUGCCUACGGUGACAACCAGUCUUCUUACACCAUGUCUGCGACGUCCUCCGUGUUCAAUUUUCGCUACGAGAACGGCAGACGGUAUCACGCAUAUGCCGAGGGACAGUAUCCUGUACCCAAUGAUGAGGUAGAAGCGGACCGAUUGGAUCUACAGCACCACGCAUUCAGGCUCACACUCGAUGGCAAACUUUAUCGAGCGCCAAUCCCAAAAGAUGUGCAAAAUGUGCUCGACGUGGGCUGUGGAACUGGCAUCUGGUCCAUUGAGUUCGCUGAUGAGCAUCCGUCCGCUCGCGUCCUUGGCACCGAUCUGAGCCCCAUCCAACCCGCUCAGGUGCCCCCAAAUUGUGAAUUCCUGAUCGAUGACUGCGAGCAAGACUGGAUCUUUCAUAAUCAAUUUGACUACAUUCAUACACGGGCCAUGGUCGCAGCCAUCAAGGACUGGGACCGUUUCUUCGCGCAGGCCUACGCCAACCUCAAGCCUGGAGGCUACCUCGAAUGCCAAGACCUUGCUUUUCCUAUACGGUGCAUGGAUCCUGACGUGACUGCGGAAAACUCUCCCCUCAUCCGCUGGUCAGAGUACUUUCUCGACGCCGCAAAGCAGAUUGGUCUCGAUGGUACCAGUCCAAGACACUUCACGCCGCAGAUUCGUAAUGCCGGCUUCAAGAGUAUCAACUAUAAGAAUUACAAGUGGCCUGUAGGGAAGUGGGCAAAGGGCGCGAGAUUCAAGCUUCUGGGUCGCUUCGUGUAUGAAGAUCUGAUGGAUUGGCUGCCAAGUAGUUCACUGGGGCUCUUCACGCGCGUGCUGAAGUGGUCAAGGGAGGAAGUGGAAGUCUUUCUAUCUGAGUGCAGAGCAGAGGCUAAGAGGAAAGACAGACAUUUCUAUGCUGAUGUUUUCUUCUACUAUGCCCGCAAGCCGGAAGGCGCAAACACUUCAAGUUUAGCAGAUGACGACGUAGAAUGGGAGGAGUCGAUAGACCGUGAUGAAGAAGACGAAGGCCACCAUGCGAGAGUACCAUCAAACACAACCUCUUCCACAUCGGUGCCGCUACCAACCACAAUCGACGCGACACAGGCUUCAGUCGACCAACUAGCCGCCAUUGCCACCAAGGAAGAUAAUCCUCCCAAAAACGACAUGGAUGCAACUGCACCAGCACAUUCACGACCUGAGCAUGAGAGUCCUUCAUUCAAAAUUAGCGACGGUCAGACUUGAUCAUGUCGCAUUCGAAUAUGUACAUGAUAUAUGAACUCAUACAGUAAAUGACACAUUUUCAACCAAGCUGCUAAAGACAACUCGAUGAAAUCACGAAUCCUAGGACC
Molecule: messenger RNA, 1643 nt
Organism: Alternaria rosae
Lineage: Eukaryota; Fungi; Ascomycota; Dothideomycetes; Pleosporales; Pleosporaceae
Product: S-adenosyl-L-methionine-dependent methyltransferase
Exons: 4
Coding region: 175-1536 (453 amino acids)
Molecular function (GO): methyltransferase activity
Source: RefSeq, a predicted model, not a curated record